This is a messenger RNA of Parasteatoda tepidariorum (common house spider), 1506 nucleotides long. RefSeq names its product histone deacetylase 8. Gene Ontology annotation, biological process: heterochromatin formation. The record is from RefSeq and is a predicted model, not a curated record. NCBI's taxonomy places the organism in Eukaryota, Metazoa, Arthropoda, Arachnida, Araneae, Theridiidae. Gene Ontology annotation, molecular function: histone deacetylase activity.
AAAGCCAUUAUUUUAAUUUAGUUAUAUAAAACCACAAAUCCACAAUGUCAACAAGUUCAAGUUAACAAACAAUCAUCAAUAACAUCAAUAUCAAUCAAUUUUAAACCCAGUAAGCUGUAAGCAAUUAUUGUUAAUAUUUUCUAUGAAUUUUCACGAUCGUUUGAGCUAAGCAGAAAUAAAAAACAGGAAACGUAAGGAAUUGCAUUAAAGCAGACGAGCUAUUCAUGUAAAUAAAGGAAUUCGAAAAGAGAAAUUAAAAAUUGUUAGAUUAUGGAAGGAGAUGAAUAUGAAGAUAAUGCUUCAAACUCUCCUCUUUCGGUCGAUUCAGCCAUACAACAAGAUAUACCUAUUCCAAAUGUUGCUUAUAUUCAUAGUUCCGAAUUCGAGAUGCAUUUAAAUAAACAUCCAAGAUUGUAUGGAGCGGUUACAGUGACUCAUAACCUGAUUAGAGCUUACGAUUUGCUUAAAAAUGUUACUGUGAUCCCACCCACUGUGGCUACAAAAGAAGAAUUAAAAUCUUUUCACUCUGAAGAAUACAUUGAGUUUUUAUGUAAAAUUAAUGAUAUGACUGAAGAGGAAGUUCUAGAUGAAGAAGAGGAAGAACUAGAAAAAUAUGGCAUAGGUUAUGAUUGUCCUUUCAUUCCCAACAUAUUUGAUGCUGCAUCAAUGAUUGGAGGAGCCACAGUCACAGCCGCAAAAGCUCUUCUCGGUAGAAACUAUCAAAUUGCUGUUAACUGGGGCGGAGGAUGGCAUCACGCUAAAAAGGACCAAGCUGAUGGAUUUUGUUAUGUAAAUGAUAUAGUAUUGGGGAUAUUGCAGCUAUUGCAAAAAUACAAGAGAGUUUUGUAUAUUGAUCUAGAUUUACAUCAUGGUGAUGGUGUUGAAGAGGCAUUCGCUCACACCUCUCGAGUACUAUGCUUCUCUAUUCACAAGAAUGAAAUUGGAUUUUACCCUGGAACUGGUCUUCUAAAUGAUAUAGGAUAUGGAAAAGGAAAAUAUUACACUAUAAAUGUACCUCUGUAUGAUGGUAUUCAAGAUGCUCAAUACAUAGAAUUAAUUAUUCCACUUCUUAUGAAAACGUAUAGGAAAUUCCAACCGGAUGUGAUUGUCUGCCAGUGUGGUGCUGACACUCUAGCAGGAGAUCCAUUUGCUGCAUUCAAUCUCACUUUAAAAGCCCCCUCCGAAUGUAUCAGGCUCUUCAAAUCAUGGAACCUUCCCCUUCUCAUCCUGGGUGGAGGUGGUUACAAUGCAGUGAAUACUGCAAGAUGUUGGACAUAUCUUUUGUCUAUUUUAGUUGAUAAAACAAUUGAAUCUGACAUUCCUGAUCAUAAGUAUUUGAUGAAAUAUGGGCCAGACUAUGAGAUCCAUAUUUGUCCCAGAACUAUGCCCAAUAGAAAUUCAACUGAGCAUUUAAAACUAAUCACUGAUACUGUUUUAAGGAAUAUAGAUUACAUUCAAAGUUCAGCUCUGGAAAGCUUUGGAUUAUGAAUAUAAACUGUGCCAAAA